AUGGAAAAUAACACAUGUGAAGAUCUGCAAACUGAAAUUGAAUUCUACCGGCAAAAUCAAGUCAUCGUGGAACAAGAAAUUAAAACGCUGAUUGCAGAUAAUCAAAAACUUUCUCAACAAGUUGGUAACCUUUUAAAAGAAAAACUUCAAAUUGCACAGCAAGAUAACAAUCAUGAUAAAGAAGUUGAAGAUUUGAGAAAGCAGGUUAUCUUACUCGCUAAGGAAAGAGAUUCUCUACACGUUUUAUGGCAAACUUCUCAGAAAACAAUUGAAGCACUCGACAAAGAAUUAAAAACUUAUCAAGUUUACAACAAUAGAAGAAACAUAGAAAAUAAUACAGAUGGAAGAAGAAAUUUGGAACUAAAACUAGAAACAUCACUAACUGAUUACGUGGAAUUAGAAACAAAGUAUAAAAAACUAGAAAAAGACUAUGGUGUGCUACAAACUGAACUAAAGAGUAAAGAGAAAGAAAUACAAACUUACAAAGAAAGAGGUAAGGAGUUAGAAACAAAAAUAGUUACACUAGAAAAAAACUUGGAAGAAUACAAAAUAACUCUGGCAGCAGAAAAGAAAAACAACGAAAAUAUAAGGCAACAAUUGAUAGCGUGUCAGAAGGAAAGUGUAGAUAAAGUGAAGAAGGGAGUAGAAGCCAAAUCAAAGGUUGCUGAAGCUCUACAACUUUUCGAUGUAGUAUCGGCUCAAAAGAACGAAGCUUACCGGAAGAUAGCAGAACUAACAGGUGUAAUAUCUGAGUUACAACAAUCUCUAUCCAAAGUGAAGCAAGAAACAGAAAGGUGUUUCAGAGCGGAGUUAGAUGAAAUAAAAGAGAAGUAUAACGAAAAAGUGACGGACAUGUUGGAACAUAUAAGAAAUUUAGAUUCAGAGUUGAUAGAAAAGGGAAUGCUUCUAAAUAAAACGUUGAGGGAGAACAAAAUUUUACAGGAAACAAACGAAAACUAUAUUAAACAGCAUAAAGAGAAUCUUAACUCGGUCGAUCCAAAACUAGCGCUCGCCGAACAGAGAAUCGAGGCGAUGUUCCAGGAACUGGUUGCAUCGGAACGUCGCAAUAUUCAACUGGUGUGCGAGAAACAAUGCCUAGCAAUUGACAUUCAGAGAAUACAAGACAUUCACAACAGAGAGACAAAGCGUAGGGAUUGGGAGGAAGGUUUACUUAAAACGCAGCGGGAAGAACUUAAACUUCAGGUGGACCACCUACAAAAAUCACUGAACGAAACUCACGGUAUGAUAACCAGGUUGCAAAGUAUGCUCUCAUCGAGAACUGAACUCAGUCACAAAAUGGUAUCAACGAAAGAAGAGGAACUGUUAGAACUCAAUAAACAUUUGGAAAACCAAAUGGAACUAAAUAAAAAAUGGAAAGAAUCUUACUUAGACAUGACGGAUAAGUUAAAGAAGAAUUUGGAAGCCUUAUAUAAAGAGAACAACGAAUUGAGAUCUAAAUUGAAUCUCCCUCGCAUAGCUUCACCGAAACAUGAACAUAGUUCGAGUAGUUCAUAG
Molecule: messenger RNA, 1515 nt
Organism: Parnassius mnemosyne (clouded apollo)
Lineage: Eukaryota; Metazoa; Arthropoda; Insecta; Lepidoptera; Papilionidae
Source: the annotation of a GenBank genome assembly